Molecule: messenger RNA, 4045 nt
Organism: Oncorhynchus tshawytscha (Chinook salmon)
Lineage: Eukaryota; Metazoa; Chordata; Actinopteri; Salmoniformes; Salmonidae
Product: protein lifeguard 3-like
Exons: 12
Coding region: 560-1321 (253 amino acids)
Biological process (GO): negative regulation of apoptotic signaling pathway
Cellular component (GO): endoplasmic reticulum; Golgi apparatus; membrane
Source: RefSeq, a predicted model, not a curated record
UACGGCUCGAGCUAACAUCUGUCUGCCUGCUGCGGGAGGAAACAAGGAGGGGUCAGAAAGAGAGAAAAGGGACCAUAGAGAGAGAGAGAGAGAGAGAAGCUAACAGUUUCAAAACUCGACGGAAUUAGAGUUUCAAACUUCAAUAAUUAGUUCAUCUGUCGUUUAGAGAUUGGGUGGUUAUAGCCGUGUUAUAAGACUGGUCGCCUUUAUCGUUUUUUUGUCUUGUUGUCAUUGUUUGCGUUCUUGUUUUUCCUGGAUUCAUUGCGUGACAGUAUGUCUCGGUCUGACUUCCCCCUGGGUUACGAUGACUCUCAUUCCCCCUCUAUGGCCCCCAAGGUGGUAACUACCCCCCCCCCCUGCCUAUGGCUUCCCUGCCAAUGGAGGUCCCCCAUCAGGCCAGCCCUCAUCCUUCUACCCCUCUGGUCCCCAUGGACCUCCAUACCCCGGCCAGCCUGCCGGGUACCCUGCUGGGCCCUACCCCGGCCAGCCUGCCGGGUACCCUGCUGGGCCCUACCCAGGCCAGCCUCACCCCGGGGGUCCAGGGUACAACAACCAGCCUAUGAUGCCACCCAUACCCCCUAUAAUCCCCCCUAUGAUGCCUAGCAGUGCACUGAGCGGCGAUGGAGAGGGGUUUGCGGCAGGCAGCUUUGACAGUCUGAAAGUGCGACACUCCUUCAUACGAAAGGUGUAUAUGAUCCUGGCAUCUCAGCUACUCGUCACUGUCGCAAUUGUGUCCGUCUUCACAUUUGUUGACUCUGUCAAGAAGUUUGUGAUCGCAAACCCAGCUGUCUACUGGGCAUCAUUCGCUGUGUAUUUCGUCACUCACAUUGUGCUGGUCUGCUGUAAAGGACCCAGGAGGAAAUUCCCAUGGAAUGUCAUCCUGCUGGCCAUCUUUACACUGGCCAUGUCCUACAUGACGGGUACCAUAUCCAGUUACUAUGAUACUAAGGCAGUGUUUCUGGCUCUGGGCAUCACCGUCAUUGUGUGUAUCAUCACCACUGUCUUCUGCUUCCAGACCAAGGUGGACCUCACCUCAUGCCCAGGCCUAUUCUGUGUCCUGGGGAUCGUUGUCAUGGUGGCAGGCAUCAUCACAGCCAUUGUGCUCUCCUUCAAAUAUAUUCCUUGGCUUCACAUGGUGUACGCGGCCGUUGGCGCAAUAGUCUACACACUGUUUCUGGCGUACCACACACAGCUGUUGAUCGGCAAGGGGAAGAACUCUAUCAGUCCAGAGGAGUAUGUGUUCGCAGCGCUCUCCAUCUACAUCGACAUCGUCCAGAUCUUCCUGUGCCUGCUGCAGCUUAUUGGUGCAGCCAACAGAUGAAUCCCCGGAAACAACGUUCCUUCCCAUCCCCUCCCCCCCGAGACAGGCAGACUCGGCUCACCAGAGUGCAACUGCACUCACUAUAGAAAUAGAAUGAGUAGAAUGGAAAUAUUGGUGUACCUACCACAGAACGUUGUUUUGAAUUGGAACGUUCUUUCUACUAAUUCUAAUUCUAUGGAUUUGACUUCGCUAACGCACAUAUUUAGCAAUUUUCAUGAAGUCUACUCUUCUGCUAAAAUGCAUCUGCUUGCAAAGACAUAUGUAGUAAUAUAUCAGUAUAGACACCAGUGGUGUAAAAUAACUAAGUAAAAAUACUUAGGGUAUCUGUACUUUACUAUUUCUAUUUUUGACAACAUUCACUUUUACUCCACUACACUCCAAAUGAAAAUAUAUAAGUUUUACUCCCGUACAUUUUCCCUGACACAUAAGAGUACUUGUUACAUUUUGAAUGUUUAGCAGGACAGGAAAAUGUUACAAUUCACACACUUAUAAAAAGAACACGUGGUCAUCCCUACUGCCUCUGAUAUGGCGGACUCACUAAACACAAAUGCUUUGUGCAUUUUACACUUUUAAUCAAGUAGUGUUUUACUGGGUGACUUUCACUUGAGUCAUUUGCUAUUAAGGUACAGGAUCUUGACUUUUACCAAAGUAUGACAACUGGGUACUUUUUCCACCACAGAUAGACACACUGAAUACAAAGCUGUAACUUUAAUCUAACUAUCUUUAUAUGAAGAUUUUUUUGAUUUGAUAUUUUUUGUUUGUAAAGUAAAAAUGUGUGUUAUGAGCUGGGAGCAGUAAGAUACUUUCUGAACUUGUCCAAUAGGUUUGUGCCUGCUGAAGGCAACCCUGGGGUGUAUUCACUAGGAGCCAAACGGAGGCAAACAAAAGCAACAGGAACCAAACGGGGAGGGAUAUUCCUGAAAUGGUUCACUAGAAACUUGUUUUUGUUGCAAAACAUUUUCCAAUGCGAAAUGUUUAACUACGGUUUGCACGAAUAAAUACACCCCCCAAUAUCAGUAUUCCUCUGAGACACAGAGAGGAAGGAUUUUUUUUUUUUUACUCUGUAUGUCUGAUGCUUUUCUAUGAUUGUUACAUUUGUAUUUGGGUAGUCAUGAGAGAAAGCUCAGUGCUGAUUGGCUUGAUUUUUAUGCACUUUUUGGUAACGAGUGUCACCUUAGGCUGCGUUUAGACAGGCAGCCCAAUAUUCUUUUCACUAAUUGUUGACCAAUCAGAUCAGCUCUGAAAAAGAUCUGAUUAGUGGAAAAAAGAUCAGAAUUGGCUGCCUGUCUAAACGCAGCCAUAGUGAUGCCAUCUUUAAGAUAUACUUUUAUGUAAAUGCAAUGUCUGUUUCUGAUGUACUUGUUAACACAUAUAGGAGUAUACCUAAUAUAGUAUUGUGAAAUUCUGUUAGCUGUAUUGUUAUGUACUGGUUUGAACAUACCAGGCUCAAAUGUGUGUUUAGAACCCUCAGAACAGAACAUUCCAAUUGAUCACUUGGCAAACUGCUGCCAACUCCAAAUAUUAGAGUAGAACACUGAGAACCAUAGCCGCAGGAAGCUGUUUGGGGGUCGUGGAGCAGUGCUUUUUCCACUGACAGGUGGGUAGUGGCGCUACAGACCUGCUAUAUCGACUAAUACAGGACUAGUAAAUGCACAGUGGACUACUUUGGUGAGAAUUUCUAUUGUUACACUCUCUUUAGGACAAGGUGACUUUUGUCUAUUUAUUUAUUCGCCUGUAUUUACCCCUCCCAAAAUGAAAUGACAAUUAGCUGCUAUUGUGGCUAUCAUAAAGAACUACAAAUGCCAUGAUGAUCUGGACGAAACUGCCAAAUUCGAGGCAAAGGUAAGAAUCUCUGGAUUAACUAUCUAAUGUUAGCUAAAUGUAAUGAAUAAAUUGGCUACAUUUCUUUAAAUGGACAAUUCUGUAAACUUUUUUCAAUUGACACAAUACCUGUUAGCAAAGGUGUCAGCUAGAGAUGACGUGCAGGAACUUACAGCGAUUUGUAGUUUUGCAUGGUCUGCUUUGAUGCUAAUUAGAAUUUUAGAAUCUGAGAGUAAAUAAAGAUGAAUAUAUUGAUAAAAGUCACCUUGUCCGAGAGAGAUUUACACGGUUAUCAAAACAUCACACCGUGGUAAGCCUAUACGAAACAACCCGUAUGGAUUCUAAAAUCCCCUAUGGGAAAAAUGAAUGGUGGAAAAACGAUUGGAACCAUGCCACUGUGACUAUGCUGAGAACAGUCCAAAAUGUACACAUCAAAGCAUUAACAUCUGAUGUUCUUUUCUACAUGAUGAGAAGAAAGGAAGCCACUUUAUAUUGAGAUUAAAUGAUUGAUUGUUGAGCUAAAUUAAAAGGGAACAUGCCUCAAAGGGUGUACUUACUUAGCUGACACCCUUGAGUUGAGUAAUGAGGGAAGUGCAGGUAGACUGCCCCUAAGUGCUGAUCUAAGGUCAAUUUUAUAGUGGUUGAUGUUGGAACUGGGUGUGGUGAGCUAAUUCUAUAACUGAGUUUAGGGGCAUCUCUAGACUCGUUUUGAGAUGUAUGUCUCUGAAACCUUUGGCGCCAACUUGCUUCCACUGAGAUUACUAAUUAGAAUGUGGUUGCCAUGGAAUGUUUGGUGCUAGCUUGGAGGACAGUUGCCAAAGUCUAUAGGAGCAUGCUAAUGAGAAAAAUAUGGACACAUCUAUAGUGAUUUUCAUAUCAAAUAAAAUAUUUUAUUGCCACGUG